Messenger RNA from Enterobius vermicularis (human pinworm), 276 nucleotides. The record is from the annotation of a GenBank genome assembly. Lineage: Eukaryota; Metazoa; Nematoda; Chromadorea; Rhabditida; Oxyuridae.
AUGUCCAGAGUACAGCAAAAUUCAAAAGCGGGUUCAAAGUAUAUUCGAGGGCAAACUUUAGGAGGAGAGAAAGAGGAAUGUGAAAGUGACUCGGCCUAUUGCUACAAUAUGACUGUCCAGGCAUACGCUAUCAUUGAUGUCGUAAAAGCUGGUUGUUCAACUUACAGAUGUAUGUUGGCUCAAAACACCUGUAGAGGUACGACGUUCCAAGGUGUUCCGGUACAGUUUUGCUGUUGUAAUUAUGGUGAUCUUUGCAAUUCUGAACAGUAUCGCUAA